CGGUAUCGUCGCACGAUGAGUCUCGCCGUCGUUUACCGGCUCUUCCGUAUCCCGGCAAAGUCUUUAAUACCGACGCGACACACGAUACAAACGCAGGAAUACGCAGCGGUCCGCCCGGGAACGAAGAAAGUAAAAAAGACACUGGUUGCGGUGGAAAAGAAAGUAUUGCCCGUUGAAACUGACGUCAACCGGCUCUUGACUCACGUGUGCGGCACAAAUAUCUACAAGGAGGGCGGAGAAGACGUCAAGUUGAAGCCGGACUCCGAGUAUCCUAGUUGGCUGUGGAACAUAAGAACUGGCCCUCCGCCACCUCUGGAGGAAAUGGACCCAAAUACGAAGCAGUACUGGAGGCGGCUGCGAUUGCUCGGGCUAAGGAAAAAGAACAAGGAGCGCGCGACUAGAAAGUUUUAAUUCACCUGCAUUCACGAUACGUGCGCUUCAUUGUAAAUCGAUAACAAGAGCUGCUGAAAAAUAAAAAAUGACCACCCGCGUCUUGGUCGCGCAAA
Messenger RNA from Vollenhovia emeryi, 506 nucleotides. It is a transcript of the gene mRpL54, whose product is annotated as 39S ribosomal protein L54, mitochondrial. The transcript has 2 exons. Gene Ontology annotation, molecular function: structural constituent of ribosome. The record is from RefSeq and is a predicted model, not a curated record. NCBI's taxonomy places the organism in Eukaryota, Metazoa, Arthropoda, Insecta, Hymenoptera, Formicidae. Bases 16 to 411 code for a protein of 131 amino acids. Gene Ontology annotation, cellular component: mitochondrial large ribosomal subunit.